This is a messenger RNA of Sorghum bicolor (sorghum), 1203 nucleotides long. RefSeq names its product glutathione S-transferase F8, chloroplastic. The record is from RefSeq and is a predicted model, not a curated record. The transcript is spliced from 2 exons. Bases 456 to 1031 code for a protein of 191 amino acids. Lineage: Eukaryota; Viridiplantae; Streptophyta; Magnoliopsida; Poales; Poaceae. Gene Ontology annotation, molecular function: glutathione transferase activity; glutathione binding. Gene Ontology annotation, cellular component: cytoplasm.
CUUUCACUUUCUUUCAUCCAAUCGUCCUGAACUCCUUGUUGCAAGUCAUCAGGUUGCACUGACGACAUGCCUGAUCGAGGAGCCACUCUAUAAAUACCGUGCAAUCAACAACGCAAGCCAUGAUAAUACAGGCUAGCUAGGCUACAUCAUCGUCGUUUAUUCUUGAUCAAAUCAAGGUCUCGAUCGAUGGCUUCAUCGGCGAUGCUGCAGGUGUUCGGCCAGCCGGCGUCGACGGACGUGGCGAGGGUCAUGGCGUGCCUCCUGGAACGGCAGCUCGACUUCGAGCUCGUCCGCACCGACACCUUCAAGCGUGGGCACAAGCAGCUCCCCGAGUUCGUUAAGAUGAGGGCACGUUCAAAAAAUCCCAGAAACUCCUGCUGCAUGCUAAUCGGCAGUCUGCACCAAGUUUGGUUUCUGUUCCCCUUGCUCUGAUUUUACUUGCAUGCUGGAUAUCUAUGAUGAUGCAGGAUCCCAGCGGCCAACAGGUGACGCUCACGCACGGCAACAUCACCCUCGGUGAUUCCAGGGACAUAUGCCGGUACGUGUGCACCGAGUUCCCGCGGUGGUGCACGAGGGACCUGUACGGCGCGGGCGCGCUGGAGCGCGCGUCCAUCGAGCAGUGGCUGCAGGCGGAGGCGCAGAGCUUCGACGCGCCGAGCUCGGCGCUGGCGGCGUUCCACCUCGCCGUGGGCGGCGCUCCCGCGCCCUGCGUCGCCGUCGGCGACGAGAAGGCCGCCGCUGCGGCGGAGAGCGAGCGGGAGCUGCUGCGCGUGCUGGACGUGUACGACGGCGCGCUCGGCCGGAGCGCGUACCUCGCGGGCGACGAGUUCACGCUGGCGGACCUGUCGCACCUCCCGAGCGCGCACUACCUCGCGUGCUCCGCGAGGGGCCGCGCGCUGCUGGCGUCCAGGGGCAACGUGGCGCGGUGGUACGCCGCCAUCUCGUCGCGCCCGGCGUGGAGGCAGGUGGUCGCGGUGCAGGCCCGGACCGCGCACUACCCUGUCGUCGCGUUCCACCCGUCCGCCGUUUGAUGUUUUGCUCCCCGGCGAGCCUUGCACCUAACACCGUGAUGUGUGUCUGUCCGUGUAACGUCCUGCGCUUGUGUAACGUACGGUACGUACGUAGGUCGGUAGGGUAGGUGUACGAGUUCCCGCAGUUAUGUCCUCAUUAAUAACAUGGAUGCAUAACCUUCGCCUGCAUUGG